CGCAGUGGUGCUCACUCAUGAACCGCACCGCAGUGAGACAUUUUACCUUUUGCUGUAGCCUUUUCCACAAUGGAGAACAAGUGCAUUUUCCAUGGAAACAUGCGUGUUUGACACUUUUACUAACUUUUGUGUAUCUUCAGUUGGACCCCUUUACAUUGAGAGAAAUAUGCCGGAGCGUAUCAACAUUUCGGAGUUUGUUGCUCUGACAAACGAGGACUUGGCUUCACCGGCUACCUCGAGUUUUCAGUCCAAAAUGAGUGAAUGUCGGAACACCGUUUCGGCAGUCGAAGAGUCCUUAGAGAUGGACCAGAGCACCUUACAGAGGAUGAAGAAGAUGAUCAAGGCCAUCCACAGCUCUGGACUAAGUCAUGCGGAGAACAAGGAGCAGUACAUCGAGGUGCUGGAGAACCUGGGGAACAGUCACCUGACCCAGGACAACAACGAGGUGUCCACAGGAUUCCUCAACAUGGCCGUCUUCACCAGGGAGGUCACCUCUCUCUUCAAGAACCUGGUCCAGAAUUUGAACAAUAUAAUCUCUUUUCCAUUGGAGAAUGUCUUGAAGAGUGAGCUUAGAGACAGCAGACUGGAGUUGAAGAAACAGUUGGAGAAGAGCUGGAAGGAUUAUGACAUCAAAGUUGGGAAGCUGGAGAAGGAGAGGAGGGAGAAGAGCCGUCAGCCGGGCCUGAUCAGGAUGGAGGGAUACGACGUGACGGAGGACAUGGAGCGAGAGAGGAGGACCUUCCAGCUGCAGAUGUGUGAGUAUCUACUGAAGAUCCAGGAGCUGAGGGUACGUCAGGGUCCAGACCUGCUCCAGAGUCUCAUCAAGUACUUCCAGGCCCAGCUCAAUUUUUUCCAGGACGGCUUGAAAGCUGCCGAGAACCUUAGUCCCUUUGUGGAGAAGCUGGCUACAUCGGUGCACAUGGUGCGUCAGGACCAGGAAGAAGAGGUGAGACAGCUCUCUCAGCUACGAGACUCCCUAAGACUGCUGCUACAGAUGGAGGGGAAAGAGGAGUACCAGACCAGAAAGAACUCUGGUAACGGCUACAGCAUCCACCAGCCUCAAGGCAACAAGAAGUACGGUACGGAGAAGUCAGGCUUCCUACAGAAGAGGAGUGACGGGAUUAGGAAGGUUUGGCAGAAGAGGAAGUGUGGUGUCAAGUACGGCUGUCUGACCAUCUCCCACAGCACGAUCAACCGACCACCUGCGAAGCUCAACCUCCUGACCUGUCAGGUGCGCCCCAACCCCGAUGAGAGGAGGACCUUUGACCUGGUCACACAUAAUCGGACGUACCAUUUCCAAGCCGAGGACGAGCAGGAAUGCAUGAUUUGGGUGUCGGUGCUGCAGAACAGUAAGGAGGAAGCCCUGAACACAGUGUUGGGAGGGGACCAGCCGCAGUUCCAGGACUCCGGGCUGCAGGAGCUGGCCAGGGCAGUCAUCACCGAGCUUAGACACAUGUCCGGCAACGAGGCCUGCGCCGACUGUGGAGCCCACGACCCCACGUGGCUCUCCACUAACCUGGGCAUCCUGACGUGUAUAGAGUGUUCUGGGAUCCACAGGGAGUUGGGAGUCCACUACUCCAGGAUCCAGUCCCUCACGCUGGACAUGCUCAGCACCUCCGAACUACUACUGGCAGUCAGUAUAGGCAACACCCGCUUCAAUGACAUCAUGGAGGCCAAUCUUCCCAAUGAUUCCAUCAAACCCCUCCCCCAGAGUGACAUGAAUGCCAGGAAGGAGUAUAUCGUGGCCAAGUACGUGGAACGGCGCUACGUGCUGCACCGGGACCGGGACAGGGAGGAGGGUGAGCCGUGGCGUGUGUACGAUGCCGUGAGGAGCCGGGACCUGACCGCUCUGCUGCAGCUGUACGCCCAGGGAGAGGACCUGGCCAAGCCGCUAGCACUGCCUGAGGGACAGCAUCUGAGAGAAACAGCUCUUCACUUGGCUGUGAGACUGGAGGAGAGGAGCUCUCUAUCCCUGGUGGACUUCCUCAUACAGAACAGUGUCUGUCUGGAGAAGAGGACUCUAGAGGGGAACACUGCUCUACAUUACAGCGCUCAGCACCACAAAACAGAGUGCCUCAAACUGCUGCUCAAAGGAAAGGCUGUCCUCCACACAGUGAACUCAUCCGGAGAGACGGCUCUGGACAUCGCCAGGAGACUGCAGCACUCCCAGUGUGUGGAACUGCUAGAGCUGGCCCAGAGUGGGAAGUUCAACAGUCAGAUCCAUGUGGAGUACGUGUGGGAGACACAGAGCCAGGACCUGUAUGACAGCGAAGAUGACCUGGAUGAGAGGGUGAACCCCUUACACAGGAACCUACGCUCCCCUCUGCCCUCCAAAGCCUCGCCCUCCCGCUGGAGCUUCGCCAACGCCCCCGUGGCGUGUAAGACCUACGAAAACGUGGACUUCCUUUACCGUAACCCCCCCAAUAGUGCUCCAUCUGGCGUCCUCUUGCCCCCGCCCCCUCUGCCCGCUAAAGCCAUCAUGAGAGGUCGCUCGGACCCCCAGAUCUCCUUGUCCACCCAGGAGGGGUUAAGCAACAGGUGCAGCUGCUCCAACCCAGCCCCCCAGUCCAGCCCCCCCUCCCCCAUGCUGGAGGGUCAGGGGGGGCGACCACCCAAAUCACCCCACGGCCAGGGCAUCCUGGUGAGGGGACAGAGACAGACCGCAGCCUGGGAGGGUCAGGCCAAUACUGGGUCAGGGUCCUCAGACAGAGACAGCACCAAGUCUAACAGUAGUUCCAGCUCCCCUCAGAACCACAUAGGACCUGUCAGCUCAGAGAAAACAACAUCGUACCGGCGGACCAGCAGCGGAGGACAAGGGAAGUGUUCUGUAGCCAUGACCUCAGCCGUGACCUCAGCUGUGACCUCACCCAGCUGUGUGGCACUGGGCAGCCAGGAGGAGCUGUACUGCAGCGUGGUACCUACUGGUCCCGCCCCCGGCGCCACACCUGCAGCCUCCUCCUCCUCCUCUCCUAUCACUGUGCGCCCUCGCAGAAACGCUAUGGUGUCUCAGAGGAGGCCUACCCAGAAGAGGGUCAAGGCGCUGGUGGACUGCAGAGCCGUCAGCUCGGACCAGCUGGCCUUUUUCAAGGAUGAGGUCAUCGUGGUCACAGCCACCGAGGACCCCCACUGGUGGGUCGGCCACAUCGAGGGCUAUCCAUCCAGAAGUGGGACAUUCCCUGUGAACUAUGUCCAUAAACUAGGGGACUGACUAGUCAUACACAGGACGCCCUAUCCCCUACCCUAGCCUAGCCCCUAGCCUAGCCUCUACCCUAGUCUAGCCUAGCCCCUACCCUCUAGCCUAGCCUAGCCCCUACCCUA
This is a messenger RNA of Salvelinus namaycush (lake trout), 3318 nucleotides long. Its product is annotated as arf-GAP with SH3 domain, ANK repeat and PH domain-containing protein 3-like. Gene Ontology annotation, biological process: positive regulation of GTPase activity. NCBI's taxonomy places the organism in Eukaryota, Metazoa, Chordata, Actinopteri, Salmoniformes, Salmonidae. The transcript is spliced from 26 exons. Bases 92 to 3208 code for a protein of 1038 amino acids. The record is from RefSeq and is a predicted model, not a curated record. Gene Ontology annotation, molecular function: protein binding; GTPase activator activity. Gene Ontology annotation, cellular component: cytoplasm.